Messenger RNA from Pseudo-nitzschia multistriata, 3595 nucleotides. The record is from the annotation of a GenBank genome assembly. Lineage: Eukaryota; Bacillariophyta; Bacillariophyceae; Bacillariales; Bacillariaceae.
CACGGUUCCGACCGGUUGGUGGCUUCUUGCAAGAAUCGAAUCGAAUCGAAUCGAUCGAGACAACCAAUCCUCGCAAAGCGGGAGGACUCCGGCAACGCCCAACAAGAACUGCACCACACCCAUUCACUUCACACGCAAGCGGACACCGGUUCUAUACAAUCGUAGUGAUAUCCAGCCAUGGAGGACGGYGCAUCGACGACAACCGCAWCGACGGGGGCGAGCGCCCCCCGGGACCUUACCGGCCUGAUCCAGAUCACCAACGAGUACGAGCUCCACGAAGAGGAGCCCCCGCUCCCCCCGGCGGUCGGGGUUGCGGAAGAGGGUGGUGGUGUSGCRCAACUYGUCACGAACUGCCCCUUCCCGGGCGCUCCCGGCUUUUGCCCGGUAGGCGGCGGAGCAGGCAAGGACGACGGAGGCACCGGCAACGACGACCACGACGGCAACGAAAACGGCUGCUGGCCCCGGCCUUGCGGCUGCCCCACCGCCGGUGCCGAAGGGUUUGCGAGCGGGAUGGUUUCGGGGGCGGAAACCGCCGGGAGGGAGUCCCUUUCGGUCCUCGCCUUGGCCUCGGGGGGGGCUUUGGAGGGCGCCCGGUGGCACUCGGCGCGGGCCGCGGAGGCMCUCGGWGCGGCGGGCCGGGGGGUCUUCGAGGCCUCGGUGGCCUCGGUGGAGGGCGCAAGGGARACGGCUUGGGCCUKCGAGGGAUCCCUGCGGUCUCUGGCCUUUUGCCUCUGGGAACAACGGGCCCUGCCGCUGUGGGAAGGGGCGGUGCCCUACCUGGCGGGAACCGGGGAGGGGUGGUCCGGGGAGGCCGGGGCGGCCGGCUGCCUGUUGGAAGGCACCCUCCGGGCCUUUGGGAGGGUGGUCUUUUGCGACAACCCGGUGACGGGACUCUUUUGCCUGGCGGGGAUCCUGUGGGCGUCUCCCCUCGCGGGGCUUUGCUCCCUGCUUUCCGCGCUGUCGGUGAGUCUAAAAGAACAGAGCAGAAAAGAAAAKAACAGAGCAGAGGAGCAGGACAUCAAACACGAACAUGCCAAAGCCGUUUCUCGGCUUGCCGCAACAACCGAACGCGUUCGGCGUUUCCCUCUUUCAUCGUUUCCGUUUCUCACCAAACACUCUCCACUYUGCACUCUCUUUGUUUGAACCAACCAGGCCAACGCGGUUGCCCUGUUUUGGAACGAGGACCAAGGCACCCUGCGAAGCGGCCGCUGCGCCACUAACGCGGUCCUGACCGGCUCCUGGAUCGCCGGUUCGGUGGACCCCGGAUUCUCGGAUUCCGCAACCAAGAUCGUGCUCUUUCUGGCCGUGGCGGUGCUGGCUCCCGCCACGCUGUGGAUCGAGCGCUGCUGGAGCAAGAGGUGGGGCGGCCUGCUUCCCCCGCUCCUGCUGCCGGCCAACGCCGUGGUGGUGGCCACCGUCCUCUGCGCCGGUGUUUGGAACCGCGCCAUGGACACCCGUGUCGAGCUCUGCCACCGCGGCUGCAUCGGUUCGUUUGGCGGCGCUGGCAGCGGUGCCGACGACAUCAACGACGACGACGACGAAAGGUUGCCUACGCCGGGCCUCCUGGUCCACGAGGUCGUCCUGCACAGCCUCUCCGGCAUCUUUUUUGCGGAGAAUCCCCGCAAUCCCGGUUCCUUCGCAACCGGCGCCCUGGUGCUGAUCGGCGUCCUGUGCUGCAGCCGGGUCCUCGCUCUGGCGCUGGCCGGCGGGGCCGCGGCGUCCGGACUCGGCCUGGGACGCCUCGUGUUCGGGGCUUCCGGCCAAGCCCUGGACGGGGGGGACGUCUUUGGGGUCAACCCGGCCCUGGCAGCGGCCGGAAUCCUUUAUUACUACGGGUCCCGCGGCCGCAACCCCCCAAGGAAGACCCUGGGCCUGGCGGUCCUYGCGGCGUUCGCGGCGGUGGUGGUCCAGUCCGCUUUCGACGCGAUCCUGGAACUCUUGCUGUGAGUCGAGUCGAGUCGAAUCGAACGCAUCCCGUCCCGUCCUGUUGGAUUGCUCCCUUGCCGCACUGGUUGGCCCCCACGAAUUGGCCCCAACGAGUUCCUCACCUCCCUUUCCCACCCACUUGGGUUUUUUUUUCAUUUUCAUUCUCUGGCUCUCUUGCAAUGCCGCCACCGCUUCUGCCCACCAAAGCAGAGACGAUCCGGUAGCCACGUCGCUCGGAUUCUGUUUCACCCUCCUGCCACUCUUGUCGUCCUCCUCGUCGGUCUUCCAGAGGAUUCCCGAACCGGAACUCUCGACGCCCGAAGACCACGGCCUUUGUCUCAACCUUUGCAACCAAAAAAGCAAAGAGGACGACGACGACGACGACGACGACGACGAGGCAGGGGGAUCCUCGCUACUCGGGGACAGCGGCAGGGGAAGCGGGAUUGCCAAAAAAGGUAGCGACGGCAGCGACGACGAUUACGAAAACAUCGAGGCACCUCCCGCGAACGAGAAAACCCCGCUCCUAGAUUCGCCGUGAAGCCUGCGGGCUCUCCACGGCGCACACGUGGUAUCGAGUGCAGCAUURGURUUCGCGACAAAAUCGAUUCUUUGCAGAAUUGUUGUCCUUCCAYUGGAGUCGAAGCRUUGACACCAGAAGACCACGGCUCUCCGAUCCAAAAGAAGGCGGGGCGGGGAUGGCAAAGACUACAACAUUGGGGCAUUUCUUACCAUCGACAAGACCCCGCGCUCUGAGAUUUGCUUCGAAACCCACGGGCAGCACUACUUUGUGUCGAAUGUAGAAGAACUGUAUAUCGCAGAAUGGAUUGAAUACGGAAUUAUCUACUAUUUUGYUAUUGURAACUCRURCUCGUASCUAGCUUGCUUCCUUCUCGGACGGUGCGGGAUCGAUCGCACACGCCCGGCCCGGCCCGGCUUCCUUUUCGGUUCCGCAUCUGUUCCGCUGCUACACCAUCGAGUUCGCCGGCGAGACGUAGCUGUGGGCCAUCUCCACGAACUCCCGGCCCCCCUCCGCGACGUACUCCUCCUCCUCGAAGGUCUCGGGCGUCAUGAUCCCCUCMCUCAUCUCCCUGGUCAGGACGGCGUGCGGGUACAGGAGGAGGCCGUUCACCAGAACGUCGAUCCACUCGCCCUUGGCGAGCCGGAACAACAGGACGCACCCGAUCCCGGCCGUCGCMRCCAGCAUCCCGUCGACACUCCAGUUCAUGGCCGAGUGCAGCCCGAGGGCGGAGACCCCCGCGACGGCCAGGGCCCCGAAAAGGGUCCGGAAGACGCUCUGGGCCCCGUACGAAGAGCCCUUGUMCAGGCCGAAGAGGACGGCCAGGACGAUYGCCACCAGGAGGGUAAAGAGGAUGUUCAGAAUGUCCAGGACCACCGUGGCGGUCCGCAUGUCGCACAGGCCAAAGAAGAGCUGCGACCGGCGGUUCCGGUGGGUCGACGCGGUGGCCGUGCCGCUGGUGGUGCUGCCCGCCGUGCUCUGCCCGGGCGCCGUUCCGGGCUCGUGGCCCGUGCCUUCGUCCGCCUGCCGGACGUACCCCGUCUCGGGGCCCUCGGCGCUGGUCGACAUGAUUGGAUGGUUGGCGUUUGUGGUUGUUGUGGACGACGACGGUGUGGGCUGUGAGCUCUGGGCUGUGAGCUGUGUUUCAAACCG